AUGUCUGAUAUCGUAUUGCCAGUCACUAAUAACGGUAGUAGCAACUCUUCCAAGACAGCCAAGUUGAGGCAACGAAUCGAAUUUAAUAAGUGGGACUCUGAAGCUUGGCAAUUAUUACUUCAAGAUGCCAUAGCAAAGGAUCAAAGUGGCAUCAUCCGCGAUACAUUUGAUGAAUUUCUGACUGUCUUUCCUACCUCGGCUCGCCAUUGGAUUCAAUACGUGGAAUACGAAACAAGACAAGACGAUCACGACAAGCUCCAAUCGCUCUUUGGACAAUGUCUACGAGCAGUCCCAAACGUUGACCUAUGCAAAACCUACAUCAACUAUGUCCGCAAAAUACACAUGCCCGCUCAUUUGGAGCCCGACAAACUGGCAUCGGCCAGAUCCGAAGUGAAGGAUGCUUUUGAAUUUGUACUUGCUCUUGUUGGUCAUGAUAAAGAUUCAGGUCCUGUAUGGAUGGAUUAUCUAGUCUUUGUCAAAUCUGGAGAGGCACCUACAUUGUAUGAGGAACAACAACGAAUGGAUGCUUUACGAAAGAUUUAUCAUCGUGCAUUGAUUGUGCCUCUGAAUAAUAUUGAAACUCUAUGGAAGGAUUACGAUGUCUUUGAAAACGGCUUGAACAAGUUGACUGCCAAAAAGCUGUUGGGUGACAAGGCGGCUGGUUACAUGACGGCGCGUACUGCUCAACGUGACUUGAAGAACAUGUUUGAUCCUAUCGAAAAGCUGCAAAAAGCAUACUUGCCCAGACCACCUGAAUGGAAUGACAAGGAUAUUACUCUCUUGCAAGCGUGGAAACGAGUGAUUGCUUGGGAAAAAUCGAACGCAUUGAAACUGGAAGACAAGGCUAUCUUACAUGCUCGCAUAUUGUACAGCUACAAGUGUGCUCUCUUGCCAUUAAGACAUUAUCCUGAAAUAUGGCAUGACGCAGCAAUGUAUCUGAUAGACAGUAACAAGUCAAGUGAAAGUGAAGAAAUGCUCAAGUCGGGGAUUGAAGCUAUACCUACUUCCUUACUCCUCAACUUUACAUUCGCCGAACUAGAAGAAUCCAAAAAACGAGAUCCAGCACCUCUCUUUGAAUCCCUCAUAACAACUCUCGAAUCCAACUUUGACGCAAUCACCAAGAAAUACGAUACCGAACGAGGAAAACUAGUCGAAGCAUUAACAAACAAGUUAUCAGCUGCCCAAGAAUCACGAGGCGUGUUGAUCGAAUUGGGAAGUGAAGGUAGAUUCUCGACACCCGAUGACCAAUGGGACGGUGAAGCGAGAGAAGUCGUUCGAGAUAAACAGCGAGAGGUGGAUAAACAAGUCCAAGCUCAAGUUGAAUCUCAACGUAAAAAAGAGUUUGAGACUACGAGAAGGAGCUUGACUCUUGUGUGGGUUGUGUAUAUGAGGGUUAUGAGGAGGUUGCAGGGUGUUCGUGGAGCUCGUGCCAUAUUUGCUCGUGGUCGUAAAACUAUGUAUAGCUCAUAUCAGUUGUUUGUUUCAUCCGCAUUAAUGGAAUACUAUAAUACCAAGGACGCUGGUGUAGCUGGUCGUAUCUUUGAAUUGGGUUACAAGACCCUGACAGAAAAGAAUGAUGUAGAUAUGGCUCACUUCAUUUCCCACUACUUGGAUUUCUUGAUACAAAUGAAUGACGAUAACAACACACGUGCAUUAUUUGAACGUGCAUUGUCAGUCAUACCGCCCGAACAAUCAACAGAAAUAUGGCAAAAAUUCCUUGAUUAUGAGAUUCGAUAUGGUGAUUUGACAAGUUUGCAAAAAGUCGCCAAGAGACGAGCUGAAGCCUUCCCAGAUGCAACGCCGUCAAAUACCUUGGAUCAAGUCGCAGAAAGAUGGUCUUACUUGGAUUUGAAUCAUGUUGGAGAGUCAGAACUAGGACUUGAUGCUCAAAAGGGCUUCACUUUAAAACCAUCACUACAACAACCCGACAAUAAUUUAUCAAAACUUCCCAUAUCACUACCAUCCAACUCUUCGAGUUCGGUAGUGGUACCAACGAGUUUGAUUGCAUCACCAGCAGCUGCAUCCCAAACUCGAAAGACUCUACAAUCCGUACACCCUGAACGAUAUGCACGACCUGAUUUCACGAAAUGGACUCCAUAUAAGGAAGUACCUAUACCUGGUAGUGCUGCAGCAAUAGCAGCUGCCGCAGCCGCUCAACAAGCAACGAUGCAAGCCUUAGCUCCGGAUAUUAGAAAAGUGCCAUUGGGACCAACUGUUGCUGUACCUGAGAGUAUUGGGAUUUUGUAUAAUCAGUUGCCAUCAGCUGCUACGUACAAUGGGCCAAUCAUACCUGUUGAAGCCAUGAUUGAAUUCUUGCAUAUUAUGAACGUACCACCUCCAAGUAUCCUACCAAACAUGGUACAGAUCUCUAUAUCUACAUUGCCUCCUGCUAUGGGACAAGGUCCAGGUAUUCCUAUGCAGCGACCUGCAUCUCUUCCACCAGCUAUGCCCAGACCUUCACCUCCUGCUUAUGCACCACGUCGUGGCGGUGGAUCAUCAUCAUCAUAUGGACGAGGAUAUUCAACGAAACGGCCAGGAGAUUAUGAAGAUGAUCGUAGUUCAUAUGGGAAACGUGGAAGACGUGACUUCUAA
Synchytrium microbalum is the source of this 2592-nucleotide messenger RNA. RefSeq lists its product as uncharacterized. Gene Ontology annotation, biological process: mRNA 3'-end processing. Gene Ontology annotation, molecular function: mRNA binding; protein binding. The coding region runs from base 1 to 2592 and encodes 863 amino acids. The record is from RefSeq and is a predicted model, not a curated record. Lineage: Eukaryota; Fungi; Chytridiomycota; Chytridiomycetes; Synchytriales; Synchytriaceae. Gene Ontology annotation, cellular component: nucleus. The transcript is spliced from 14 exons.